AUGUUAUUUCUAGGGUCACGUUUGUUUUUUGUUAUUUUAAUAUUUAAAUUCAAUGAAUUUGUAACUGCUCCUACAGCAUCAAUCACAGGUGCUAAAUCAAUUACUACUAAUGGACCAAGUUCUACAUCUGGCACAAAAUCAUCUAUAUUCUCAACAUUUACCAGGUCUUCAUCUGGUUCUGGUUCAUCUAGUCGAAUCUCGUUCGGUUCUAGAGAUAUAGUUUUGGAUGUUAAUGCCAAUGAGAUAUCUGAUAAACUUGAAGUUUCAACUUCCAUACCAGGAAUCUUAAAGUAUACUGUGAAAAGUGGUGUAAAUGCUAGUAUUAAGAUUAUAAAGGGAAAUGGCGGGGAAGUUGAGUUAUCAAAAAAAGCUCAACAAGUAUUUUGUACAUCGCCAUUUGACGGUCAUUUGACCGUACUAUUCGAGGACCAGUCUUCUGAUGAAUUUUUUCUAGAGGAUGAUGGAUUUAAAAAAUUACAAGAUGAAUCAGAUAAGGAAGGUGAACCUGAAGCGCCGAAACCAACAAUAGAAUCAAUGGAGCUAGAUUUAGAAACACCUUCUACUGAGUUUACUCACGAACAGGUAAAAGGAAUAAAAUGCUACAAGGCACCAAGUGGUAAGGUUAUAGCAAAAAUAAAGGUUAGUAACACAUUCAGAAUAUUAGAGAAUGAUGUACAAGAAAAUUUCGUCUGUUUUUUGGAGAAUAACGGAGAAUAUAGUAUACUUGUCGCCAAUAGAGUUAGUGAGAAAGAAUGGACAAAGUAUACACUUUCGAAGCGAGAUUCCAAACCUAUACUUAUGGACAUUACACUUAUAAGGAAGUUUGACGAUAUAGACCCUCAGAUAAUAUUCGUGGAUAUAACUACUCAUGAAGAAACAAAUGAAUUAACAUUCGAUAACUUGAUCUUCAACGAUAAAACUGGAUGUGCAUUUAAAAGCAAGUCACAGGCAAAUAAGGAAUUCAAGCUUGAAUUCAAAGAUUCUAAUGAAGUUGAUCAAGAGAUUCAAAUUAACUUUCAUAAAAAGUUUCUACCUCAGGAACAACUAACCCUUCAUUCAAUUAAAACAAAUCAAGACAACUCAGAGUUGAUCUUUACAUAUGUUAGGGAAAAUAUUUUAACUCACGAAAAAUACGUUCAGAAGGAAGGGAAAUUCGAAAAAGAUUUAAGCUUAUCAUACGGGUUUAAUUUGGAUAGAACAAAGGGAUUUCUGGAUAAGAAAAGUGUUAGUGAACAAAAUGUGCUAUUUUUAAAAACUUUGGUUCCAGAUUCUGUGGAUCAAGGUAUUAAAAUAAGUCACCACGGAAGUUUUAAGGUAUUUCAUUUCGAUGAGUCUGCGAGUCGGUCCACAUUCGUAAUUUUACCAAACCUCGAAAUCUACCUCGAUAAAGAUAUUAAACACAAACUUGUUAUAAGUGAAAACGGAAGUCAAACGAACAUGGUUCUGAAUACAAUCUCAGACCAAAGGAAGGUACAUUAUAUCAUUACUACCGAUAAAACGAAAGGUAAUCCAUUUUCAAUACAAGCUAAAGUUCAAUUAGAUUCACAAUGA
Theileria annulata is the source of this 1551-nucleotide messenger RNA. RefSeq lists its product as uncharacterized. The record is from RefSeq and is a predicted model, not a curated record. Lineage: Eukaryota; Apicomplexa; Aconoidasida; Piroplasmida; Theileriidae. The transcript has a single exon. The coding region runs from base 1 to 1551 and encodes 516 amino acids.